Arabidopsis lyrata subsp. lyrata is the source of this 1518-nucleotide messenger RNA. RefSeq names its product nitrile-specifier protein 5. The record is from RefSeq and is a predicted model, not a curated record. Gene Ontology annotation, cellular component: nucleus; cytosol. Lineage: Eukaryota; Viridiplantae; Streptophyta; Magnoliopsida; Brassicales; Brassicaceae. Bases 368 to 1348 code for a protein of 326 amino acids. Gene Ontology annotation, molecular function: enzyme regulator activity; protein binding. Gene Ontology annotation, biological process: nitrile biosynthetic process. The transcript has 2 exons.
UACGACUAUGCCACCUAAUUCUAGAAAUAAACAAAAAAAUUUAAAAAUAUUAAUUUAAUCAAGAUUUUUUUCUUAAUAAGUAAGCCAAAGAACACGUCUCGUAGUAUUACAGAAAUGUUUUUCAAUCUGUCACAAUUAAAAAAGAAAUAGUAUCAUACAUGGUAACGUAUCUCCAUUUAUUUUUUUAAUAUUAGACGUUUCUUAUUAAGAGAAAUCCUACUUUACAUUGAACUUUAAUUUGUGGUCCCUUGAUACCACAUUUUCCUAUAAAUCAAGUACACGCAACAGCAUCAACAACAACAGCCACAAAACUUUUUUCUUUCAUUCUCUAAAAAUAAUCUUUCUGGUGAGUAACGAAAAAAAAAAAAUGUGUCCGGCGGAGAACAAAUGGGUUAAGGUGGGUCAAAAAGGAGCUGGUCCUGGGGCUAGAAGCUCACAUGCCAUGACCGUCGUUGGUAACAAAGUUUACUGUUUUGGUGGUGAACUUAAGCCAACGAUCCAUAUUGACAACGAUCUUUACGUUUUCGAUCUUGAGACUCAAGAAUGGUCGAUAGCUCCUGCGACCGGAGAGGCUCCUUUCCCCUGUUUUGGUGUCUCAAUGGUCACGAUCGGUUCAACGAUCUAUGUCUACGGUGGCCGUGAUGAUAAACGGAGGUACAAUGGUCUUUAUUCGUAUGAAACUGAGACUAAUGAGUGGAAAUUGUUGUCUCCGGUUGAGGAAGGGCUUCCUGGUCGUAGCUAUCAUUCAAUGGCUGGUGAUGAUCGGAAAGUUUAUGUCUUUGGUGGUGUUACUGCUAAAGGACGUGUGAAUACGCUUCAUGCGUAUGAUGUUGUUGACCGGAAAUGGGUUGAGUAUCCGGCGGCUGGGGAAGCUUGUAAAGGCAGAGGAGCACCGGGACUUGUGGUUGUGGAAGGGAGAAUUUGGGUUUUGUUUGGGUUUGAUGGUAAUGAAUUGGGUGAUAUUCAUUGUUUUGAUUUGGCUAGUGAGCAAUGGAAAGCUGUGGAGACUACCGGGGAUGUACCGCCGGCGAGAAGCGUGUUUCCGGCGGUUUCUUAUGGGAAAUACAUUGUUAUUUAUGGUGGGGAGGAAGAGCCACAUGAGUUGAUGCACAUGGGAGCUGGGAAAUUGACUGGAGAGAUUUACAAGCUUGAUACAGAGACAUUAGUGUGGGAGAAGAUUGUGGAUGUGAACGAGGAGGAGAAGCCGAGUCCACGCGGGUGGUGCGCGUUUGCGGCUGCGGUUAAGGAUGGUGAGGAAGGUCUGUUGGUUCAUGGUGGUAAUAGUCCGACCAACGAGAGGCUUGAUGAUUUGGUGUUUUGGGGUUUCUCUCGUCUUAAUGUCAAUUAAUGAGUUGCUUUGUGUCUUUCGUUUGUAAACUGCUUAGUGUGUGUAUGUGUUGCUUUAAGGAGUUUAUGUGGUGAUGAUAUGUAACUGCUAAGUGUCUGAGCUAUGUGGUGACAAUUUGUUACCUAUUCCAAAUAUUUUAUUAAGUUUGGUUCCAAUUUGUUUUUAGUAAA